AUGGGACAGCUUGUGAAAAAUCCUACUCUCUUCGAUGUACUGGUGAUGCCCAAUCUCUAUGGAGAUAUAAUCAGUGACCUUUGUGCAGGACUGAUUGGAGGGCUGGGCUUAACUCCUAGUUGCAACAUUGGUGAAGGUGGCAUCGCUCUAGCAGAAGCCGUACAUGGGUCAGCCCCUGAUAUAGCUGGAAAGAAUCUUGCAAACCCAACUGCUCUCCUGCUGAGUUCCGUUAUGAUGUUGCGCCACUUGAGGCUUACCGACAAAGCUGACCAAAUCCACAAUGCUAUACUUAAUACCAUUUCAGAAGGAAAGUAUCGAACGGUUGAUCUUGGUGGGAAUUCGUCAACUACAGAUUUUACAAAGGCAUUAGCGAACAAAUAUGCCAUGGCCGAUGAGUCUGCACGACUAGGUCCGCGGAUCGAUGUCGGGAGCCAAUUGUGGGAUGAUCUAGAUGAAGAGAUGGCCGGGCCCUCGGAAGGGAGUGCUGGUUGA
Molecule: messenger RNA, 492 nt
Organism: Musa acuminata AAA Group (dessert banana)
Lineage: Eukaryota; Viridiplantae; Streptophyta; Magnoliopsida; Zingiberales; Musaceae
Product: isocitrate dehydrogenase [NAD] catalytic subunit 5, mitochondrial-like
Exons: 4
Coding region: 1-492 (163 amino acids)
Biological process (GO): tricarboxylic acid cycle; isocitrate metabolic process
Cellular component (GO): mitochondrion
Molecular function (GO): NAD binding; isocitrate dehydrogenase (NAD+) activity; magnesium ion binding
Source: RefSeq, a predicted model, not a curated record